AUGAGCAGUUCAAGCCUCUACGAGCCAGAGGAAGAUGAUGAAGCAUCUGAUUCCGAUAUCGAGACGGGAAAUACGCAGUUCACAGAACCCCCCUCGUCUCCUCCGAGUCACAGAACCAGAUUGUCUUCUCCUCCCAAGCUCGAUGGAAGGUCCUCAUCCAGACCGGCGCAGACGCCCAGAAGGGUCUCUCGAAUGCAGAUGCUGGAGCAUCUACAGAUGUUGCUGAGCAAGGAAUCAGUGGAAGCAUAUUCCGAUCUACUCGCGCAAACGACUGACGAUCAUAUGUCCGUCGAAUCGAAGCCCGGCAGCGGAGAAUACCUACCUACCCAGGCUGGGAUCGUAUCUUGGGCACCGAAAGAGAAGGAAAUAUUCUUCAACGUCCUUGACAGGAAAGGGAAAGAUGGUAUCCGCGAGAUAGCUGGUGCGAUUGGUACGAAAUCAGAGCUGGAGGUCCAGGAAUAUCUUAGACUCUUGCAUAUGAGACUUGAAUGGCAGCAUAGGGAGGAAACACACAGCAGAGCAAUCGUCCUAGGCGAUGUGCCCGCGGCGGAGGAAGUAAGUAGCGAAUGCUGCGACUUCCUCGAUGAGUACUCUAAGCUACUAGUACUCAAAGAGCAGCAAGAUGAAGAUGUUGCCGGAAGACAGAGGCAUCACGAUUUGUGGAUAAUCGAUCGAGACAAAGCAGAACUAGUAGAAGAACUAGAGUCGCAGGAUCAAAAAUCUCAACCCGACUCAAGCAUUUACCACACAGCCAGUCUACUCAACAUCCCGCGGUGGAUACGGCUCUCUGAGCGCUUGUUCAUGAACUUUGGGGGCGCAAGACUAGAAGAUAAUUGGACGAAUAUAGCUUACGCAGGCGAAGCACCGGCGAUAACUGCCGACGCGUUAGCUGAAUUCUAUACUCUCACCGUAAGCGUGACACGCCGUUUAAUUCAGUCGACCCUAUUUUUCGCCAUGUCAAGACUGCGCAACAUGAGAGAUACGGGUAAUAGCAAGGCCAAGGUAGUCAAGCCGCGAGACGUUAGGACCGCGCUGGACGUGCUGAAGAUGAAACGAGACGGAUUUGAUUACUGGACUGGCGUAGCACGACGGUGCUGUUUGGAUGUUUCGGAUUCUCGACAUCGAAAAGGAUGGAAAGCCGUUCGCCUGAGCCAUGACGAGGUAGAAGAUAUGUUGUCCAAUAGGGUACCCAUCGAUGCAGAGUCAAAUCGGAGCACGUCUAGACAAAUGGCGCAAGGAAAUACUGACGGUGAAAACACUGACGGUGAUGAGGAUAAUGCAAGUGACAGUGGGAGCGAGUCUGAUCCCAAACGUUCCCCAUCCCCAUCCGCACUCUUAUCACCAGAAAUCUCCAGCGAUGAAGAUGAAAUCCCAUCGGAUGCCGAAAAUCAACACGCCGAGCUAGAAGACCAAAAAGCCAGUUGUCUUGGAGAGCUAGAACUUUGGAAAGCUUUGGACCGGCCAGCGCCGGCUUUUCUCGUUUCAAUUAAGGAUGAGAAUCAGGAAAAGAAAACGCGCAAACCGAUGGGAGCGCGCAAAACGCAAGAAGAGCUUACAGACUGGCGUGAAAGGACACUAUAUCGAAGCGAUUGGGAGGAGUAUGGUCACGAAGUUUAUGAUAUCUAUGAAGAGAUAUCCGAGAACCGACGAAAACGAAGGCGUCUUGACAAUUCCCGGGAUCCUUCACCUGUCCCAGCCGAUGAUGAAAACAACCAAGCAGAUGGAUACAAGGUUGAACCAACCGCUGGUGAAUAUGACGAGGACAUCAACCCUGGUGCAGAUGACCACAAAGACAUAGAAAUGGACGACGCAACCGCCCCAGACCAAAACACCACUAUCCCCCAAGAUGAAGAAGAUCCUGAAAUGAACAAUACCAGAAUCACACAAACAACCAAUCCCAAAACAAACCAGAAACAAACGAACGAAUCAGACUCAUCCUCACCUACCAACACAAACCUUGGAUACCGAUCACCUAUACUGACCCGUCGGAAGCGCAUACAACCCGAGCCCAAACAGGAAGAAGAAAGCUCCUCUUCUAGUUCAGAUGACGAUCUUCCUGCAACCCGAGAAUAUCCGUCCUCAGAACAAGACGACGGGGACGGCAUGCCCCUAUAUUCACAGCCGAUGAGUCCGGCUAACUGGCCCAGCGAUUGA
This is a messenger RNA of Aspergillus oryzae RIB40, 2154 nucleotides long. RefSeq lists its product as uncharacterized. Bases 1 to 2154 code for a protein of 717 amino acids. Gene Ontology annotation, cellular component: RNA polymerase I upstream activating factor complex. Gene Ontology annotation, biological process: transcription initiation at RNA polymerase I promoter; nucleolar large rRNA transcription by RNA polymerase I. The record is from RefSeq and is a predicted model, not a curated record. Lineage: Eukaryota; Fungi; Ascomycota; Eurotiomycetes; Eurotiales; Aspergillaceae. The transcript has a single exon. Gene Ontology annotation, molecular function: rDNA binding; RNA polymerase I general transcription initiation factor activity.